Sodiomyces alkalinus F11 is the source of this 1481-nucleotide messenger RNA. Its product is annotated as Ebp2-domain-containing protein. The record is from RefSeq and is a predicted model, not a curated record. Gene Ontology annotation, cellular component: nuclear periphery; preribosome, large subunit precursor; nucleolus. Bases 5 to 1318 code for a protein of 437 amino acids. NCBI's taxonomy places the organism in Eukaryota, Fungi, Ascomycota, Sordariomycetes, Glomerellales, Plectosphaerellaceae. The transcript is spliced from 3 exons. Gene Ontology annotation, biological process: rRNA processing; ribosomal large subunit biogenesis.
CACAAUGGGCCGGAGUGCAUUGAAGCUAGCAUUGGCGGCCGAGAAGGGGAAAGACCCUCGAGAGAAAAAACUAAAACGUCAGCUCAAGCAGAAGAGGCGGGAAAAGGAGAACAAGAAGAACCAGGGCGUCCAACCAGUCGACGAUGAUGAAGUGGAGGACGAAGAUGAUGCUUCCAAGGUUGACGAAGAGGAAGGCGGUGCAGCUCUAGCUCGGUCUGACGACGAAGGAAGCGAGGAUGACAGUGAAGGCGAAAGCGAAGAGGACAGCAGGCGUGUGGAUAUUGAAGCGCUCAAUGACACGGAUAGCGAUUCGGAAUCCGACAUCGAGAUGGAAGAGAAGAUUGUGCGGCCGAAAAACGACCCCCCUAAAGGACUAGCACCGUCAUCGCGGAAACGCAAGGCACGAGAGGCCGAAGAGGCCGAAGACGACGAAGACGACGAAGACGAGGAGGACGACGAUGAGGAAGACGAAGCCAUUCCCCUUUCCGACCUCGAAGGUGACGAGCGCGAAGACAUAGUCCCCCACACCAAGCUCACCAUCAACAACAAAGCCGCCCUCAACGCCUCCCUCGCCCGCAUCGCCAUCAACACCUCCGCCUCCGUUCCCUUCGCGACCCACCAAUCCCUCGUAUCCGAAAAGCCCACCGCCGAGGCCGUUCCCGACGUAGGCGACGACCUGAAGCGCGAGCUCGCCUUCCUCUCCCAGUCCCUCGACGCCGCGCGCCGCGGGCGCUCGCUCCUCAUCCGCGAAAAGGUCCCCUUCACCCGGCCAGGGGACUACUUCGCCGAAAUGGUCAAGGACGACGGCCAGAUGGAGAAGGUCCGCGCCAAACUCGUCGAGGAGGCAACGGCCAAAAAGGCCGCUGCGGAGGCGCGCAAGCUCCGCGACCUCAAGAAGUUCGGCAAGCAGGUUCAGGUUGCCAAGCUCCAGGAGCGGCAGAAGGCCAAGCGCGACACUCUCGAAAAGAUCGACUUGCUCAAGAAGAAACGGCAAGAAAACGGCACCUCCAACCUCGACACCCACGAGGGCGACAUCUUCGACGUCGCCGUCGACAAGGAGCUAAAGGGCUACAACCCCAAAUCCGGUUCCGGGCGUGGCCGGAUGGAACCGAACCGGAAGCGGCAGAAGAAGGACGAGAAGUACGGCUUCGGCGGCAAGAAGCGCAAUUCCAAGUCCAACGACGCCGUCAGCUCCGGCGACCUAAGCGGCUUCAACCCCAAGAAGAUGAAGAGUGUCGCCUGGGGCGGCGUCAGCAAGACGAAACCGACGGCCAAUCGGCCAGGGAAGAAUCGUAGGAAGGCUAUGGCGAGUAAAUAAACAACGGAAAGGGGGGGAAAUGCCUUAUGCCGGUGGUCAUGUAUGAGACAAGAAGAGAGUAUCCAACGAGGAAUAAAUACCCCGGGUCUGUUCGUCUGUCCGUUUAUCUUAGUGCCUGCGGUCCGUCUUCUCUUUCUCCCUGUUCAUUCGUAGAGCUUGUCGU